This is a messenger RNA of Aspergillus homomorphus CBS 101889, 856 nucleotides long. RefSeq lists its product as uncharacterized. Bases 238 to 714 code for a protein of 158 amino acids. The record is from RefSeq and is a predicted model, not a curated record. Lineage: Eukaryota; Fungi; Ascomycota; Eurotiomycetes; Eurotiales; Aspergillaceae. The transcript has a single exon.
GGGUUGCCGACAGCCCAGCCGCCAAGUGAUGGAUGUUCUUGGCCGCCGGUACCCGGUGGCUGAUGUCAUCGACUCGAGAUGGGUCUGUCGCAGUGAAUACGGCGGCGAUGAGUUGGGAUUGGGCCAGAGUCAGAGUGACCUGUCCAGUAAGACGAGAAUUCAGUCAGUGGUUCCCAUUGUAGGGUUCUCAGUACUGCAGACACGAAUAUUCACGCAACUGACUCAAAUCAACUCGCCAUGGCCCGCCAAGGUCCAGCGCAGACUCGAGCGGGGGCGCUUGGCAACCGCGGCGGAAACAGCGCGGGUCAGCCAAUUGACCUGACUGGUUUGCUCCUAUUGCAAGGUUGCCAUUUAAGUUUUCGUGAAAAGUUCGACUCUCGGCCUGAAGCCCCGAGAUGCAGGUGCGGUGAGGCCCAUGUGAUAGGUGUUUCACAACUUCGUGAAACAACCUCGAUGACAGCUACACUUGCAGAGAAGAUCUCCAGGGACCCAAUCCCACCAAAAGAAGGGUUCCUCAUGCAAUGCCAACACACUGAAGCAAACCAGAACACGAGCUGCAAGUAUAGCCCAGAUAGCAACAGAACCCCACAAAGCCUUGGCUUUCAUGAUGCCCAGUUCGUGAAGACUGGUUUGGGGCCGGGGUGCCAAGAUGAGCCGUGUGACCAACUGAUUUUGUCCACAGUCAAACAGAGACAGUUUUCUCAAUUGUGCUGAGUUCUUCUGUGCUCUUGAGAGUCCGUCACGAGGAGCUUCGCGACCCGGCCAACGGGGAUUGCCGGCGGAGAUAUCGCGGAUUGCUGUCACACUCGCGCCACGUUCUGAGGUCGGGUGAUUGUGCCUGGGGAAUGUUUGAUGA